This is a messenger RNA of Ramularia collo-cygni, 837 nucleotides long. Its product is annotated as probable TIM-barrel enzyme family protein. Gene Ontology annotation, molecular function: catalytic activity. The record is from RefSeq and is a predicted model, not a curated record. Bases 1 to 837 code for a protein of 278 amino acids. Lineage: Eukaryota; Fungi; Ascomycota; Dothideomycetes; Mycosphaerellales; Mycosphaerellaceae. The transcript has 3 exons.
AUGAGCCCUCCAACAAAUCGACAAGAAAUCCUCUCGAAAUUCCGCCAACAGAUUCAAGAUGGAAAAACUCUCGUCGGCGCAGGAGCAGGAAUCGGCCUCUCCGCGAAAUUCAUCGAAGCGGGCGGCGGAGACCUCAUCAUAAUCUACAACUCCGGCCGCUUCCGCAUGGCGGGUCACGGAUCUCUCGCAGGUCUCAUGCCUUAUUCCAACGCCAAUGAUGUCGUCGUGUCCAUGGCUUCGGAGGUCCUACCCGUGGUGAAACAUACGCCUGUGAUUGCGGGAGUAUGUGGGACGGAUCCCUUUCGGGAUAUGGGGAGAUUUUUGGGGGAGUUGAAGGGGAUGGGGUUUGCGGGGGUGCAGAAUUUCCCUACUGUUGGGUUGGUGGAUGGGGAGUUUCGGAGGGGGUUGGAGGAGACUGGGAUGGGGUUUGGGGGGGAGGUGGAGAUGAUUCGGACUGCUCAUGAGAUGGGAAUGUUGACUACCCCAUAUGUGUUUGAUGUGCAUCAAGCGAGGGAUAUGGUCUCAGCUGGAGCAGAUGUGAUUGUAGCACACAUGGGACUCACAACUUCGGGGUCGAUUGGAGCGCGAUCGGGGAAGAGUUUGGAUGAUUGUGUCGAGUUGAUCCAGGCAAUUCGAGAUGCUGGGGUGGGUGUGAGGGAGGAUGUGAUUGUGCUUUGUCAUGGAGGACCGAUUGCAGCACCGGAUGAUGCGAGGUAUGUGUUGGAGAGGUGUCGAGGGGUUCAUGGAUUUUUCGGGGCCAGUAGUAUGGAGAGAUUGCCAGUGGAGCAGGCGAUUACUGGUAUUACGAGGGAAUUUAAAGGGAUUGUCAUGAAAUGA